AUGAAAUCUAAGCGUAAAUCUGCUAAAACUAAAAAUAGCUAUAAUAAACGACUAUAUGCCGCAAAUGCAGUUAAAAAGAAAGAUGUAGUUUCUAGGAAGGAGCAGCAAAGGAUAUGCAAAGAAAAAUUGCGAUCGGAUUCGGUAUACCGAAAAUCCGAAGGAGAACUAAACAAAAAUAGGAUAGCGCAUUUGCGCAAGGACGAAAGCUUUAGGAGAAGGGAAAAGGUAAGUAAUAGAAUACGUUUAGCGACAACUAGACAUAGUGACAAUAAUUUCGCUCGGCUUGAAAAUGAGAAGCAUAGGAAACGUAUAGCUAUCAAGAGAAAAAAUGAUGAGAUAUUUAAAAUUAAUGAAAAAAAUAAAAAUAAAGUACGCAUGCGUGAAUAUAGGAAAAACGAAAGUAUAAGAUUGGCUGAAUAUAUGGCAAGAAAGCGCGAAGAUAAUGUUCAUCGAGAGCGAAGGAGAAAUGAGUUGCGUAUGAAAUUUUUAAGACAGGGUCAAUAUAAACUAUCUGAAAUUAAUAAAAAUAUCGAACGGAAUAUAAUUCUCCGUCAAAAUUAUGCAUAUAACCAGUUAGAAAAUAAUAAAAAUAAGCUGCGUAAUAGACUUCUUCGACAAAAUUAUGAAUAUAGGACGAGCGAAAAUUAUAAAAAUAUCAGGCGAAAUAGUGACUUAAGACAUAAAUUACCAUAUCGCACAAAGGAAAUGAAAAAUAAUAUCGAGCGCAAUAUGCAUUUACGACGUAAAUCUUUGUAUAGAACUCGUGAAAACGAGAAAAAUAUGAUACGCAACAACAGGUUAAGACAAGCUCCAAAUUUUUCAAUAAACGAAAAUAAAAAUAAUACUUUUCGUAAUAAGAUUUUGCGCAAAAAUAGAGAAUUUAGAUUAAAUGAAGCACGUUCUAAUAUUUCACGCAUGAGAAUGACUCGUAACAUUGCGCAUUACAGUACAAACGAGAAAAUUAAAAAUAUAGAUCGAAUGAGAAAAUCACGGCACGAUAAAGUCGCAUAUAGAAAGGAACUAAAGAAGAAUGCCGAACAUAAAUUAAAAAACAGAGAACUAGAUUUCAUAAAAUAUCGUGAAAACAUAUAUAAUCAAUUAAAAACAUUUGACAAAUUUUAUCCAUUUGCAGAGCUGCAGCAAAAGUUUAUUCAUUUAAGAGCCGAAACUACUUCAUAUAUUUGCUGUUGCUAUUUAGAGGAACGAAUGGUAGCGCCAAUAUUAAAUUUUAUGCAGAUACGUGCUUUAAAGCCUUAUGCUUUAAAUCCACAAUUAGGAUUGAAAGGGAGCGUGGUUAAUAUUUCAAUCCAAAUCAACGAUCUCUUAAAUGUUCUUCCAAGAAAAUUCAAUCAAAUGAAAACUAUCCAAAUCAAAUUAAAACGAAAUAUCAGUCAUAAGAGCGACUAUAUGUUUGAAACAGUAGAUCAAAAAUAUUUAGAUAUGUUUGAUAGCGGCGUUGAAAACGUUAAUUUUAUUGUGGAUGAUAAAGAUCUUUUAGAAGAUGAAUUAUCUGAAUCGACCAAUGAUGGAGAUGAUAAUCCACCACCUCAACCAACAAUUGAUUUCAAUCAAAUUAACAAUGACGAAGUCUUGCUAAUUGAUAAUAAUACUAAUGUGGCACAUGACAAUUCUUCAAAGAUAAGUAUAAUUGCUCCAGGACAGAGCAAAUACCCGUUGCCUUGGCACAAAAUGGAUGAUUUGGAUGAAUUAUGUUUUCCCAAAUUAUUUGGUGGUCAUUCAUUUUCAUCUCAAAAAAUAUCUUAUAAAGAUCGCGCACGUUCAGAAGUUAGACGGUUUGACCGCCGAUCAUGUAUUCCGACCCGUAUCUUAUUUAUGGCAAAAAAAAGUCUGGAGAUUGCCUGCAUGUCUAACAUCAAUAUAUGUUUAAGGCGGUCAAAAAAAAAUUUGGCUAAAAAAAUUGUUGCUUCAGAUGCUAUAGAUAGCAAUUUUAUAAACGAUUUAGUAAAGUUUGAUGAUGGUUAUAGGUUUUUAAAAAACAUUAGAUCGUCGCCAGCAUUUUGGGAAGAUAAGAAAAAAAAAUUAUUAGCUAUGAUUCGUCAGUUGGGCCGGCCCACUUUCUUUUUAACUUUAUCUGCUGCGGAGUCACAAUGGCCAGAAUUAUUGAAAACGUUGAUGAAAUACAGCGAAUACAAUAAAAAUAUAUCUCUACGUGAAGCGUACGCGUUGGAUCACAAUACGAAAACCACACUGAUUAGAAACGAUCCAGUUACUUGCUCGAGAUAUUUUGACUACAAAGUCAACAAAUUUAUGUGGAUGUUGCGACAAGCAAACAGUAUUUUUGGCGAGUAUGAGGUUAUAGACAGCUACGAACGAGUCGAGUUCCAACAGCGCGGCAGCCCGCACGAGCAUAUAUUAUUAUGGUUAAAUAAUGCACCGAAAUAUGAUUCAAAUUGCAAUGAAAGCAAUAAUAACACAUUCAUAGAUUUUAUUGAUAGAUUCAUUACGUGUAAAAAUGAUUCAGAAAAUCCAUAUGUCAAAUUGCAAAUACAUAAACAUGGAAGGACAUGUUAUAAAGGACAACGAAACAAGGAAUGUCGUUUCCACAUUCCAUAUCCCGUUAUGAAAAAGACAAUGAUAUUAGAGCCGCUAAGUAAAGAUGAACAAGCCCCAAAACAAUAUAAAACCAUACGCGAUCUAAUGAAUAAAUUGUAUAGAGAGAAUAAAUAUAUGAGUUACGAAGAUAUUCUAAAGGAAUUAGGAAUGAACGAAACUGAAUAUAUAUUGUCAAUUCGGAGUUCAUUAAAACAGAAGCGCGUAUUUUUGAAAAGAUCUAGCCUGGAAGUAGCUGUCAACGCUUAUAAUUCCAAUAUACUAAAAUUGUUCGAGUCCAAUAUGGAUCUUCAGAUUAUAUUAGAUGAAUAUGCGGUAAUAAGCUAUGUUACUAAUUAUAUUAGUAAGAUAGAGGGAGGACUAUCCAAGCUUUUACGAGAAGCAGCCAUGGAUUGUGACAACAAUAAUAAAAGUAUCAAGGAAAAAUUUUGUGCUGUAACUAACGUAUUUUUAAAUAGUAAUUUAAUGUCAGCACAAGAAGCCGCAUACCACGUUCUUUCGUUGUCUUUGUCAAAACAGAGUAGAAAGACAAUCUUUAUAAAUACUCGGCCAACGACUGAACGAGUGUCAAUGUUGAAGUCGAUCGACACUUUAAAACAAUUAAACAAGGAUUCAACUGAAAUAUAUGUAGAAGAUUUAUUCAGUAAAUAUAGUAAACGCGUUGAAAGUUUAGAAUACGUAUGUCUAGCUGACUACGCUGCAAAUUAUGAAAAUAGAAAAAAAAAAUCAUUGGAUAUUGAAGACGACAUUGACAUCAAUGAUGAGGAAAUAGAAAUAAUAAGCCGCCAAAAGUCUGCUAUAAUAAGAUAUACAAGAUAUAAAUUAUAUCAAGACCCAGCCAAUUAUUAUAGAGAAAAAAUAUUGUUAUUCAUGCCUUGGCGAAAUGAGCUGCAAGAAGUGGAAAAUGUUAACUUUGAACAAGUUUUUAUCGAUCAUAAAAGAAUAAUUGAAGAUAACCAACGUAAAUUUGCUAUUAUAAGUGACGAAACUUUAGACGAUGCACUAAAAUUAAUGAACUCGAACAACUUCAUUAUGAUGAUGAACAUAUAG
This is a messenger RNA of Ctenocephalides felis (cat flea), 3621 nucleotides long. RefSeq lists its product as uncharacterized. NCBI's taxonomy places the organism in Eukaryota, Metazoa, Arthropoda, Insecta, Siphonaptera, Pulicidae. Bases 1 to 3621 code for a protein of 1206 amino acids. The transcript has 3 exons. The record is from RefSeq and is a predicted model, not a curated record.